AUGACGUUGAAGAGUGCCAAGGCCCAGAGACUCGAGGUGCUCUUCUCCGCAUUGGCCGGACGGAUUGGGCCUAUCGGUUCGGCUUCCUUCCUCUCCAACCAUCUUCCCGACACUACACUGUCCUUUACGCCAGAUAUAACGGAGAAGCCGGAAACCACGAUCUGCGAACGAUAUAUCAACUACGUUAUCUCUAGUCGGACUACGCACUAG
Molecule: messenger RNA, 210 nt
Organism: Penicillium manginii
Lineage: Eukaryota; Fungi; Ascomycota; Eurotiomycetes; Eurotiales; Aspergillaceae
Exons: 2
Coding region: 1-210 (69 amino acids)
Source: RefSeq, a predicted model, not a curated record